AUGUUUUUCAUCGGCAUACUGAUACCUUACAAUGAUGAACGCCUCGUGUCAGCUAAGUCAAAAACGGGCAAAUCACCCCUGACUAUAGCUUUGCAGGAUGCCAAUAUUGCCCCGGGAGCACACCUCAUCAACGCGCUAAUAGUAGUCUCGGUUAUCUCUGCUGGUAAUGGUUCUCUCUACGUGGCAUCGAGGACUCUGCUUUAUAUGGGGCGUACAGGAAAAGCACCAGCUCUCCUUGGGGUCACAAACAAAAUGGGUGUACCCUGGGUUGCCCUUUUGUUUUCCAACGCGUUUGCAUGUAUUGCAUUCAUAUCAGUAUCGUCAAGCGCUGGAAAACUAUAUGAAGCUCUUAUAACCCUCUCUGGUGUCGCGUCCUUUAUUGUCUGGACCGCAAUUGGAAUUACACACAUCCGCUUUCGCAAAGCACUUGCAGCACAGGGCGAGGACCCAUCUACGCUCCCAUUUAAAGCAGCGUUCUAUCCAUAUGGCACCUACAUAUCUGUCGCAGCCAACAUAUUUCUCUUGUUUUUCCAAGGGUACCCAGCGUUCCUCAACCCGUUCAGCGCAGAGGAUUUUGUAACUAACUACAUCUUACUGCCGGUGUUCGUUGGCUUCAUCAUGUUCUGGAAGUUUUACAAGAAGACAGAGUGGGUCAAGGUUGAGGAAAUGGAUAUCUGGAGCGGAAGGAGGGAGUACGGGGAAGCCGAAUUGGCUGUCAAGAAAAAGACGCUGUUGACCAGGGUGAAGAAUGUGGUUGUAGGCUGA
This is a messenger RNA of Paracoccidioides lutzii Pb01, 765 nucleotides long. RefSeq lists its product as hypothetical. Gene Ontology annotation, molecular function: amino acid transmembrane transporter activity. The transcript has 2 exons. The coding region runs from base 1 to 765 and encodes 254 amino acids. Gene Ontology annotation, biological process: amino acid transmembrane transport. Gene Ontology annotation, cellular component: membrane. The record is from RefSeq and is a predicted model, not a curated record.